Molecule: messenger RNA, 1152 nt
Organism: Rotaria sp. Silwood2
Lineage: Eukaryota; Metazoa; Rotifera; Eurotatoria; Philodinida; Philodinidae
Source: the annotation of a GenBank genome assembly
AUGGAUCGAUAUUCUUCUCGUACGAAGGCCAUUCGUGCACGUGCAUUCAAAGAAUCAUCUGGUGACAUACAACAUCACUUUGUCACUACUACACCACCAUCCGAUGUUGACUCGUCUUAUGAUCAAGAAUAUCAAACUUUGUUCAAGAAUAAAGGAAUGAGAAAAGCCGAGCAAGUUCUUCAAUUUGUUGAUGCUGAAUAUCGGCUAUGGCAAUCAAGAUCGACAUUACAAUCCAGCAGUGACGAAGAUUGGACGUCCUUGCGCAGCUCAACGGCUGUAGUGUCCAUUGGAGGAGCUGAUGGAUCUGAACUGCUUGCACUUUUGAAGGCUUUGAGUUCUUGUCACGGUAUUCUCGUAGAAGUCAGUUCAAGUGCAGCUGCUCAGGCUCGUGCUAACGGAAUUGCCCAUGUGAUUGAGGCUGACGUUAUGGAUGCCGCACGGGAAGUCAUAUUGACGCUAAUCAAGUUGCAACAACAAGGCAAAAUCUCAAGUGUUCUGUUCAGCUGCCAAUCAGUACUGCACGAACUACCUACCCGUUCAUCAAAAUUUACCGAAGAAGAAUUUCUGAAUGCCUACUUGACGCCACUGAUAGCAUCAGGCUUUCGGACGAUGUUUUAUGCUCGGGAGCCAUGUCCACCACUUAACUGGUCGUGCGAAACUGAUUUGAUUGCUAUUCGUUUGUUCAACCUACAUAAAAAUGACGUGAAAGACGUGUCUUAUCAUAUUGCCAACAAACUUAAUAUUCAACGAUUGGAUGAUCUAAGAAGUAACUUAACUGACAGCGAAUUUCCUAGUAACAUAUUAGCCACUGAUCAUAACGACGAGAAUGGACGGGUAGUUUUGUCAGUGACUUUGGGCCAAGAAGUUCUAUUCAAACUGCUCUAUUGGAAAAAUAUAAUCCACUUUGAAUAUGAGAUGGGAGAGCAAUUGACUUCUUUUCAACCUGAAAUUUGGUCUUUGUUGCUGAAGAAGAUUGGCAUGUACACCAAAAUAUCGUAUCUUACCACGGAAAAUUUCGGUAACCUGUACGAUUGCGAAGAAACCUUACUUGGAGAACCAAUUGCCGUGAAUGUCCGUAAUGGUAAUGCUUUACCAAUGCCCAAGUGUUUCGCGCAAAUAUUUUCAUCCAAUGUUAGUGUUGAUAAUACAUGA